AUGGCCAUCGUGAGGGCCAAGGGGAAGCCGACCCUCUUCAUUACCAUCACGUGUAAUCCGAAGUGGCCGGAGAUCGCAAACGCCCUGUUGCCCGGACAGAAGCCCGAGGAUCGACCCGACUUGGUGGCUCGAGUGUUCCACCUCAAGCUCCGCCGCAUCAUCGGGGACCUGACCAAGCAGGCCGUCUUCGGCAAGCCGAGCGCCUUCAUGUGGGUCAUCGAGUUUCAGAAGCGCGGCCUGCCUCACUGUCAUCUCCUGCUCAUCCUGCAGCCGGAGGACCGGCCUCGGACCGGCGCCGAUGCGGACACGAUCGUCUCGGCGGAGCUGCCGGACCCCACCGAAUCGCCGCAGUCGGCCCGUCUGCAGCAGAUUGUCCUCACCAGCAUGGUUCACAACGAGUGCGGCGCUGCUCGGCCGACCGCCACCUGCAUGAAAGACGGUCAGUGCUCCAAACGGUUCCCGAAACCGCUCUCCCACGAGACCAUCUGGCAGGAGGACCGCACGUACCCCCAGUACCGGAGGCGCGGACCCGAGGACGGCGGCCAGCAGGCGGAGCACAAUGGGAGGAUGGUGACGAACCAGUGGGUCGUGCCCUACAAUCCGCUCCUCAGCCUUCGCUACGAGUGUCACAUCAACGUGGAGGUGUGCUCCUCUGUGGACGGAGUUAAGUACAUUUUUAUGUACAUUUACAAGGGCUCCGACCGGCAGAUGGUCCGCGCAGAUCAGCUGAUCGAGGCCGGUCAGGACGAGGUGGCAGCCUUCCGAGACCUCCGCUCCAUUGGUGCGAGCGAAGCAUGCUGGCGGCUGUUCAGCUUCGAGAUGAGCGACCGGUCACCAGCGGUGCUGGCGCUACAGGUUCAUCUCGAAGACCAGCAGCUGAUCUUCUUCCAGCCUGGGGAGGAGCGGCAGGCAGUGGCUGGGGAGCCGCGCCACACGCAGCUGACUGCCUGGAUGACCUACAACCGGGCGUCGGCCGGCGAGGACCCCGAGUGCCUCCGGGUGCUCUACCCGGACUUCCCCCAGAAGUACCGCUGGGACGCCGGCCAGAAGCGGUGGCACCGGCGCCGCAACAUGCAGGCGGCGCCCACCAUCGGCCGGGUGGUGAGUCUCACACCCAGGCACGGGGAUGUAUUCUACCUCCGGGUAUUGCUGCAUCACGUCCCCGGCGCCACGACAUUCGCCGAUCUGCGCACGGUGGACGGCCAGGUGUGCGACACACACCAAGAGGCGUGUCGGCGGCGUGGCCUGCUCCAGGACGACCAGGAGUGGGCGGAGACGCUGGCUGAGGCCGUCCGCACCCAGCGCCCCGGCCAGCUCAGGCAGCUGUUUGUGGUACUGCUUCUAUUUUGCGCGCCGGCCGAUCCCGCAACCCUCCUCCACCGGUUCCAGGCAGCAAUGGGAGAAGACUUCGCCCACCGCCACCCAGAGCUGCCGCCGGAGACGGUGACGGGACUGGUGCUACUGCGCAUCAGCGACUCCCUCCAGCGGGCCGGCAAGACGCUGGAGGACUUCGGCCUGCCGCCCGUGCCAGCUGAACACCAAGCAGCGGCCGCCGCCUUGGAGGGGGCCGAGGAGCUGCGGCGCCUGCCUCCCAUUAUACGGGAGGAGGUCGACUUCGACCGUGCCGACCUUCAGCACACCGUCGACCAGCGGCUGCCAGGCCUACUGCCGGAUCAGCGCCAGGCGGUGGACACGAGCGAGCUCGCCCAGCUGAUCCGGUUAGCGCGCCUCAUCGUGAUGGAUGAGGCUCCGAUGGCGCACCGGCACCACAUCGAGGGCCUCGACCGGACGCUGCGCGACCUGACGGGGUCCGAUCAGCUGUUCGGCGGCAAGGUGGUGGUGCUGGGCGGCGACUUCCGGCAGGUUCUGCCUGUCGUCCGGCACGCCAACCAGGCAGGCAUCGUGGACGCCAGUCUCCGCCGCUCGCCGCUGUGGCGCCACUUCAGAGUGCACCGACUGCGGGAAAACAUGCGCGCCAGGCUGGCGCAGGAGGAGAACCAACAGGCCGAGCUGGAGGAGUUCUCCACCUGGCUGCUGCAGCUCGGCAACGGCGAGCUGCCCACGACGCCGAUGGACGGGUCACCCUGCCGCCGGCGCUGGUGCUGGAAGCCGAGUUGCCGGCCGUCAUCGACUGGACCUUCGGCAACCUGA
Messenger RNA from Amphibalanus amphitrite, 2151 nucleotides. RefSeq lists its product as uncharacterized. The coding region runs from base 1 to 2151 and encodes 716 amino acids. The transcript is spliced from 3 exons. Gene Ontology annotation, biological process: DNA repair; telomere maintenance. The record is from RefSeq and is a predicted model, not a curated record. Gene Ontology annotation, molecular function: DNA helicase activity. NCBI's taxonomy places the organism in Eukaryota, Metazoa, Arthropoda, Thecostraca, Balanomorpha, Balanidae.